Molecule: messenger RNA, 1077 nt
Organism: Aspergillus nidulans FGSC A4
Lineage: Eukaryota; Fungi; Ascomycota; Eurotiomycetes; Eurotiales; Aspergillaceae
Product: zinc-dependent alcohol dehydrogenase family protein
Exons: 2
Coding region: 1-1077 (358 amino acids)
Molecular function (GO): oxidoreductase activity
Source: RefSeq, a predicted model, not a curated record
AUGGCCAGGCAGUGGGUUUUGAACGGCCAAGAAGGGUUCGAGACAUCGCUCGAGUAUCAACAGGGUGUCAACAUACCCUCGGUACAUGACUUGAAACCCAACGAAGUUCUGGUCAAGAUGUAUGCUGCCAGCUUGAACUACCGCGAGCUGGUCAUAGCCGGUCCAAUGGGCAUCAACGGCCCGAUAACUCCGCCGAUUGUACCCGGCUGCGAUGGGGCUGGCCUGGUAGAGGCUGUUGGACCUUCAGUUCGCGAGUUCAGUCCAGGAGACCGGGUCGUGACGUACAUCGCCCCCAAACUCGUCGAAGCACACGGGGACGAUGCCCACGCUGGAGUUGCAGAGGCAGUUGCCAGCAUGGGGCAAGGAAGCGAUGGCACAUUACGAUCCUGGGCUGUGUUUCCGGAGGCAGGCCUAGUUCAUUCGCCGAGAACGUUGGACUGGUUGUCGGCGGCCACCUUACCCUGUACUUGGCUAACGGCUUGGAACGCUCUCUUCGGUCUGAACGGCAAGCAAGCGGGACCGGACUCAUGGGUGCUUGUCCAAGGUACAGGCGGUGUCAGCAUAGCAGCAUUGCAGCUCGCGGUCGCCGCUGGGGCAACAGUCGUCGCCACUACAUCCACGGUCGAGAAAGCCGAUCGCCUCAAGGCGCUAGGUGCGGCCCAUGUGGUCAAUUAUCGCAAUAAUCCAGAAUCUUGGGGCAAAGAAGCACGACUCCUUACCCCAGCUGAGAGGGGCUUUGACUUCGUCGUCGACGUCGGUGGUAAUGAGACGUUUCCGCACUCCUUGGCCGCUAUACGAGUUGACGGGGUGGUCUUAGCGGUCGGGCAAGUCGGCGACAGCACAGCAGAGCCAGUACCUAUAUUUGCCGCCCUGAUACAUAACUGUAUUAUCCGUGGCAUUCUAGCCGGCUCCUGCAACCAGUUUAAGGAAUUGGUGCGGUUUAUCGAUGAGAAGAAGCUCGUGCCUGCGAUGGAUGACGUGAUUUUCGAGCUUGCCCAGGCAAAGGAUGCGUAUAGGCGACUGAAAGAGAGGAAACAUUUCGCCAAGGUUAUGAUUCGGAUUGAUCAUCCACUUUGA